Messenger RNA from Carcharodon carcharias (great white shark), 1605 nucleotides. Its product is annotated as transmembrane protein 158. NCBI's taxonomy places the organism in Eukaryota, Metazoa, Chordata, Chondrichthyes, Lamniformes, Lamnidae. The record is from RefSeq and is a predicted model, not a curated record. Bases 204 to 902 code for a protein of 232 amino acids. The transcript has a single exon.
UAGCACGGCAGGGUUAAAUAAAUAAGGGAAGGCUGGUGUAGUUACUGCAGCCGCUGGAGUUCGUAUGCAGCAUUGCACACACACACACACACACACAGAGAGAGAGAGAGGGAGAGUGAAGGGGAGGGGGGUGGGGGAAUCUCCUGCUUGCCAGUGUAUUCUCUGCUCAUCCCUGUUACCAUGCAGUGCCCAGGGAGGGUGCCAUGCUAACCAGCCAACUUCUGACUGUGGUUCUGCUCGCCAGUACCAGACUCCCUUCUUUUUACACCUGGAGUGGAGAAGACUUCUACUUUCAGCCCAACAGCACUUCGCUCAACUUCUCCCUCGCAGCCUCCCUGGACUUGGAGCCUGGUUCGCCCGCAGCCGGAGCCGAGACUGAAGCUGGGGAACUCGUGGCCUCUUCCAACCGGUGCAACAUCACAGUGCUGAGGCUGGUGACCACCUCGCUGCUAGCCCGCUGGGAACGGUCUCUGGGCUUUAAUUGCGAUGUCCUGCUCUUCACCACCAACAGCAACGCCAGGUCCUUCUUCUCGGCGGCUUUCACCAGGGUCUUCCCCCCUGUGAUCAUUGACCAUGUCGGGGUUGGUGGGGGCCAGCAGGAGUUCAAACUCUGCGUCGGCUGCGGGGCUUCCCAGCGCAGAAGGUCCGGCCAGAGGAGGAGGAAGAGGAGGGCGACCCCCCCCCACCAGGGGCAGCAAGUGAGCUUCUGCUGCCUGGAUUUCAGCCUGGAGGAGCUGAGGUGGGACAAGGGCUGGAGGCUCAACCGCAAGCCCAUCGAGUCCACCCUGGUGGCCUGUUUCAUGACCAUCGUGAUCAUCAUCUGGAGUGUGGCCGCUCUCAUCUGGCCGGUGCCCAUCAUUGCGGGCUUCCUACCCAAUGGCAUGGAGCAGAGGAGAGGCUGAAGGUAUUGGAAGGUGGGGGUGGGGGUCCACCUGGGGCUGAAGCGGGGUAUCUAACAGAACCCGCAAAGCCUUCCCCCCCAGCUCCAGAGGGCCAGGUCAUGUUCUCAACCACACAGCCUGUGAUGCUGGACUCAGAAGGACAACUUGGUAACACAAACUGGUCAAAGUAAAGGAGUUCAGACAGCUGAUGGAAGAUUCCCUGUACACAGUCUUUGCUCCUACACAGGUAGCGGUCUUUGCCUUGUGCUUCUUGGAGUCACAGUUAGAUUUGCAAGCUUGACUUCUCUGUGACUGGGGUCUGGGGGGAUUGGGGAGACUUUCCUGCAUCCAGAACACGGUUAUUUUCCGGAGAAUACAGGUAACAACUAAUUAUUUAAGUAAUGAUGGAUUCUAUCCCUUCGUUUCUCUUUGCUGUGGAUCACAGCAUGAUGGUGAUGAUUCCUCCCCCAUUGUGUUUUCCUUGCACUCCACAAACACAUAGGAUGCUUGUCUGUUAUUCUUGGUGAUUUUCCAUUUCGUCCGCCAGCAUUUCCACCACAAGGUGAUUGCCACAAUAGCAAUGAUUACCAUCUUGAUCAGAUCAUUCCCAAAGGGGUUUCAUUCCACCAAGACCAGGUUAAGAUACCGUUGUCACAAUGGAUGAGUUUCAGCGUUCUGCAAACUGUGUGUUUUAUUCCGAUAGUUAUCAAUUAGUUUGUGUUGG